Molecule: messenger RNA, 1441 nt
Organism: Cucurbita pepo subsp. pepo (vegetable marrow)
Lineage: Eukaryota; Viridiplantae; Streptophyta; Magnoliopsida; Cucurbitales; Cucurbitaceae
Source: RefSeq, a predicted model, not a curated record
UAUCUUCUCCUCCCGCUGCGUCUCUUCCUCUCUCCCCCGUUUCUGUACAAAGUUUAUGUUAUCACUGAGAGUUAGCUAUGGGGAGUUUGUCACAGGGAGAUGUUAAUCAAAUGGAUGGAAAUCAAGUGAAAGCAAAAAAUUCUGGCGGUGGAGUCUGUUUGAUGAGCAAUAUAUGGAGAGAUGAGCAGCAUCCAUCCACCAUCAAUUUUAUGUCUAAUUUCCUAAGCACAAAUUCAUUUCGCCUCAAUUUUGUUCCAAUCGCUCCAGACUUGAUAUUCAAUUGUGGGGGUUUAUCAGUGGCUUUUGCUUUUGUGACAAGUUGUNUUUUUUUUUUUUUUUUUUUUUUUUUUUUUUUUUUUUUUUUUUGCUGGUUUUGCCUUUUGUUGUGUUUGAUUCAGUCUGAUUUUGACAGAGUUCAGAAGUUGAUGAAGCAGUUUGCAAAUUUCUAUGUUGUUGUUGCCCUUCCAACCAAGGAGCAGAAUGAUUCAUUUGUUCAAUCUUACUUCAGAAAUGGGAUGGAAAUUGGUAAGCCACCAUUUGUACCAGUUCAGGAUGUUGAGAUGGGCUUUGAGAAGAUUGUGAAGAUAGCACACUCCCGUGGAGCAUGCAAGCAGCAAGAUGUCAUGUCAAAACUGAGCACUGAGAGGAAGAGAUCCGUGCAAGUCAUGGAUGCUUUUCGUAGAGUCAUGUCUUCUGUACCAGGCCUUGAUGAUCAUGAUGCGAAUUCGCUAAAUCAAGCUAUUGGUUCAAUCGAGGCAAUCGCGAAAGCAUCCAAGGAGUACAUUUUGGAGAACACAGAUCUGUCAGUGGACAAGGCAGAGAGAAUUAGGAGCUUUUUCAGGGAUCCAAAGUUCUACCUCAGUCCCAAAAUAAAUUGAUGAUAUUGGAAAUGGAAAUCUCUUGAUGAAUUCCUCGGAAGAGUUUCCAGGUCAGUCAAAUUUUAGCAUUUCUUUUGCUGCGUACCUUUGAAUUCAAGUUCAGUGAAACCUGGCCUAUGUUUCUGCGCACGCGCGCACACACACACCCAAGGAAAUGCUAUGAGAAUCGUAUAGAAGAGUUAAGUUGGUACACAUUCAACAUGGUUGAAAUUACUGUAAGAAAACAACAUUCAACAUGGGAAAAUGUCAAUCUCGGCAUUCCUGGUUGGUCGGCGGGUCCAAUUAUGUGGUAAUAAGACUAUAAUAAGCAAGUGAAAUUUGAAGAGAAUAGCAAGUUUCCAAGCGUUUAGGGUAAAUACUGAUGAGUCGUCUUUCAACAGCCUAGGUUACGUUUUAAACUGGGCGAGAGGGAUGGAGAAAGAAUCUACCACUUUGCUGUUUCCUAAUAUAAUAAUAUCCGUUGCUAAGCCGAGGAUGUAGGAAUAAUGUGUUGUAAUCAAGUUUGACUCGGUUUAAACUGUUGACCCAUUCAGAUUAAAAUACAUAAAUGCUAACUUUUGUCA